AUGAACUCGGUGGAUGAGCUGAACCUGCUGCUGGGUAUUGGCCCGUCACGACCCCAGCUCCCCCUCACGCUUCGCAAGUCUGGCUACCUACCGGUGCGCUCCCUGGGCAAGGGAAGCUACGGCCAAGCCCUCCUUGUUUUCCAUGAGCCGAAGCAGCAGUACUUUGUCGUCAAGCACAUAAACCUCGGCUGUUUGUCGUCUCGCCAGCGGCACGAUGCGCACAACGAAAUCAACAUCCUGCAGAAGCUGCACCACCCCAACAUCGUGCGCUACGCCGAGUACUACGAGGAACACCUGCACCUGUACAUCGUCAUGGAGUACGCUGACGGCGGUGACGUUUAUUCCUUGUUGAGCAGUGCGCAGGCGGCGCGGAAGCUGGGAGCGGCUGGCAGGUACCGGGGCGACUCUGCCGCGACUCCAGGUCUCUUGUCAGAGGCGCAGGUCGUCAGCCUCUUCGUGCAGACCACCAUGGCAGUGAAGUACAUGCACGACCGCCGCCUGCUGCACCGGGACAUCAAGUCAUCGAAUGUUUUCCUCACCAAGAACCACGUUGUCAAGCUCGGCGACUUUGGCAUUAGCACCGUCCUACAGAGCACAGUGGCCAUGGCGAGCACCAUGUGCGGGACGCCGUGCUACUUCUCCCCUGAACUGUGCCAGGGCCGUCCAUACAACAGCAAGAGCGACAUGUGGGCGCUCGGCGUGCUGCUCUAUGAGCUGUGCGCAGGCCAUGUCCCGUUUGAGUCCACAACGAUGAAGGCGCUAAUGCGGGACAUUGUGCACAAGCAGCCGCCUCACAUCCCCGCCGUCUACUCGGAGGGACUUUGGGAGCUGAUUGUGCAGCUGCUGCAGAAGGACGCGCGGCGGCGCCCCGACGCUGGGCAGGUACUCAUGUCACCCGUGCUGAUGAAGCAUGUGCCUGACCUGAUCGACCAGCUCGCCGCCGACACGGCCAGCGGCGGUACCCCUUCUUUAGGCGGCGUUGGCAGCAUUCAUGUAGAUGAAGCUCCUCGUGCGCCCGCUGCUGCUCCGCCACCCCCACCGCCACGAAAAGCGCAGCAGGUCCUGCCACCUCCCAAUAAAGCUGGUGGUGGUGGCGUUGCGAGUCCCGGGCUGCCCGCUGCCGCUGCCGCUGCCUCUCCGCUGUCGUUGUCCCCAUCGCCACUGUCGCAAGCGCAGCGGCAGCGGCACCCCUCCCGCAGCGGUGGUGGGGCCGGCGCCUCCUCGAUUGAGGCGCUGGUCGCUCGCUUCGAUGCCCAGAAACAGCAGAUUGUAGAGACGAGGAAACGCAAGUCUGGAUACCAGGCGGAGCUGCAGGGCACGGGCGGCACCGGUGGCGUACCGCACGCGUCUGGCGCCGAGGGGCAUUCACGUUUCUCACCAGGUUCUGCUGCGGCCCUUCGACAGCAGGAGCUGAGGGUGAAUGGCGGGGGGGUCGGAGGCGGCGUGGCACCCACACGGCCCUCGGUUGGUAGUGCACGCCCGCGAGCCACAGGUGCCACGCCUUCGCAGGCGGCCUUCAUGCCACCGCCGCUCCCAGCGGCGCUCCGCGACAUCGGCGCCAUCGAUCAGCGCUGCCCCGCAGGGCUGCCAACCACCCCGUCACCCCCUUCCCGACAGCGCGGCAGCGUGGCCGCCGCGCAGACGCCAAAGGUCAAAAAUGUUGAUGCGGUGCUGCAGGCCCCCAAUGCCCGUGUGGGCGAGCAGGCGAUACGUGCCCAACCGUACCCGGCUGCUUCACAGCGACGGCACGUCGUUGGGGAGCUCGACGAGAGUGCUGCGCCGCCAUUGGUCUCGGGGGGAGCAGCGCCAGCGGCAGACGAGCUGAACGCGAUGCUGUCGGAGCUGUCCUCUUGGCGAGAGCGCAGUGUUCGGCGGCAGCUGCGUCAGGACAGCCAUCGCGCACGCCGGAACAACACAAGUGACAAGACUGUCGUUGUGGCGAAGCCGAAGCCUGCUGCCGCGAAGUCGGACACCGACAUUCCCUCUCCGCAACCACCGACGUCGCCGUCUGCAUUUUCCGCGCCGCGCAACCAACUGGGUAGGCUCGCAGCGCCGCCGAAUUUCCAUCGGCCUGGGGUAGCGGAGGGCGCAGUGGCCCCCGGACCGAAGGGCAACGCUGCACUCCACGCCAGGCAACCGCAUGGGGUGGGCGGCGGUGUACAGGCGAGUGAGGCGCAUACAAGGGAUGCAGCAGCGUCGCUCAGCGGAGCCACUGCCCCCUCUCUCGGGGCGAACACUCACAGCAGUGACGACGACGGGGAUCGAAGCGCCACGCUGAGCUUUGUCGACGCGCUUGGCACUGCACUCGACGUCGAUGCCGUUCAGGCUGCCGCUGCAGCAGCGCAGCAGCAGCGCCCACUGCCACCACCGCCGCCACUAACUUCAGAGGAGGCUGGUAGCGCUGGAUGUCUGUCAGGACGGGUACCGUUCUCGCAGCAGUCUAUGAAGAAGACCUUCCACGGUACGAGUGACAGGAUUGAUUCCCUGCAGUCCACACUGAUGGCCGGCACGGUGUUCCGCCAUAUCCCUGUCACAGCGAUGCAGGCCGAGACGAUGCGCGGUACCUGCGCUGAUGCCACUGCGACGGCGGCCGCUGACUGUGCAGGGGAAGUGGAGGGUGCAGCCGACAUCCACUUCAGGACCUCCUGUCUCUGCGGUCGUGCCGAGACUUCGCAUGGCUACCUCUCCAUGAUCUACGGCUCUUUUGUUUGUUCCUGUAGCGUGUGCGUUCGAUUCACCGGUGCUGCACACGGUGUGGAGUGGCUGCACCUGCCCGAGGUGGCACAUGGACUGCCGGCGCUGCUGUCUUCGUCGACUCCAUCGGAUGUACCAGGUGGGUGUUCUACGACGGCGACGCCCAGUGCAGGCGCCGGCGCUGCUGCUGCUGCUAUGCCGCGCGCUCAUAGUAGGGGUACGCCGCUGAGCCAUAACCGAAACCAGGAGGCGGAGGCAAAGGGGAAAGGUGGCGACAGUGCCAGCUGCGCCCCACUAACACCAACGCAGUCUCCUAGCCCCUCGUCCCGUUGCUUGAGAACGGCGAGCGGCGCCCGCACUGGCGAUGAAGCCACGGAGGCGCUUGGCCAAGCCAACAUUCGAGCCUACAGCCACCGUUCACAAGUUGCAGCGCCGUUGCAGCUGGAGGAGGACCUGCGCCAACCUGUGCUGCACCCACCCGGGUCAUUGCUUGCAGGCGGCGGCGUGGCGACAAGGAGCCGGAGCGUGCUGUAUAUUAUCUACACCUGCCUCACCUGUGGCGCUCUCGUCGGGAUGCAGCACGAAGGCGUGGAAGGGAUUCUGCUGCCCAAGACCACGCUCGAUACCCAAAGCCUCGAUAUUCUGUCCUCGUGCGCGCAGGCUGUCGACCUCGACGCAACAGAGAUGGUCGCGGUGGGCGGAGGGCCCCCCUGCCAUGGAGUCGGUUAA
Molecule: messenger RNA, 3423 nt
Organism: Leishmania braziliensis MHOM/BR/75/M2904
Lineage: Eukaryota; Euglenozoa; Kinetoplastea; Trypanosomatida; Trypanosomatidae
Product: putative protein kinase
Exons: 1
Coding region: 1-3423 (1140 amino acids)
Biological process (GO): protein phosphorylation
Molecular function (GO): ATP binding; protein kinase activity
Source: RefSeq, a predicted model, not a curated record